AUUUGAUGAUUUAUCUUUCAAAAAUUUAAUUAAAUUUUUAGACAUCUCUGAUGCAAAAAGCUAAGUUAAAAACCCAAAGCAAGAUUGUAACAAGAAUAACGAACAACCGAAAACAUGUCUCAUUCUCUUUCUCACCAAUGCUAUCUUCAAACACUCCCGCCAAUAUCCCAUAGCUCAUCCUUCAACUGCCACCACAAACCGCCGCAAAAAGCCAACGGUUCCAGACGGAGUCCAAAACUAUACAUCACUUGUGCCCGUGGAAACAACAGACCUUCUACGCCAAACAAAGACGAUUACCAUGGCACUCUCAAAGCUCUCAACUCCAAAGGCAGAUCCCCAAGAAAAUCUCUCGGACAGAAUUAUAUGUUGAACUCUGAGAUAAAUGAGCAGCUUGUUGGUGUGGCUGGUGUUCAGGAAGGUGAUGUGGUGCUGGAAAUUGGACCGGGAACUGGUUCCUUGACCAAUACUCUUAUAAACUCGGGUGCAGUUGUUCUUGCGGUUGAGAAGGAUAAACAUAUGGCUGCCCUCGUAAGUGAAAGAUUUUCAAGUACAGGGAAGUUGAAGGUUUUGAAUGAGGAUAUUGUCAAAUGUCACGUGCGCUCUCAUAUAUCAUCACUGCAUGAAAACGCAAAGGAAAUAGAUUCAGAUAAUAGAAAAGCAAAAGUGGUUGCCAACAUUCCUUUCUAUAUCAGUACUGAUGUGAUCAAACUACUACUUCCAAUGGGUGACAUUUUCUCAGAAGUGGUUCUAUUACUUCAGGAGGAGACUGCCCUGCGUUUGGUGGAACCAUCACUCAGGACCCCUGAGUAUCGUCCCAUCAAUAUAUUUGUUAAUUUUUACUCAGAUCCUGAGUACAAAUUUAAGGUCGAAAGAACAAAUUUUUUCCCUCAGCCUAAUAUUGAUGCAGCCGUUGUCUCAUUCAAACUGAAGCAACCAUCCGAAUAUCCCCAAGUAUCGUCGAGUAAAAGCUUCUUUGCAGUGGUUAAUUCAGCAUUCAAUGAGAAGCGCAAGAUGAUACGCAAAUCACUACAGCAUAUAUGCACUUCCCUUGAGAUAGAAGAAGCUUUAGAGAGCAUAGGUCUUCUUAGUACUUCAAGGCCUGAAGAACUGACAAUGGAUGAUUUUGUAAAACUGCAUAACCUAAUUACCAAAGAGUAGAAGCUUGCGUUUCCAUGGAAUUGAAGACCAAAUUCUCUAGCAGAAGAAGGUCCCAAAGAUUUCCACAUUCACAAGGCUCUUUGUUGUAGCAGCAGAUAGAUUAUUCAAACAGAGAACUGAAGUACAUUGUGAGUCAUGAUGACAUCUCAGCUUAAGAAUAUAAUAGAAUCACAACAAUUUUCUUCUACUAAUGUAUCAAGAAUAGCGGCAUGAUAUUCAAAUAUGAUAGAAACU
This is a messenger RNA of Vicia villosa (hairy vetch), 1392 nucleotides long. Its product is annotated as ribosomal RNA small subunit methyltransferase, chloroplastic-like. Gene Ontology annotation, cellular component: mitochondrial matrix. Gene Ontology annotation, molecular function: rRNA (adenine-N6,N6-)-dimethyltransferase activity. The record is from RefSeq and is a predicted model, not a curated record. Gene Ontology annotation, biological process: rRNA methylation. The transcript has 10 exons. Bases 115 to 1158 code for a protein of 347 amino acids. Lineage: Eukaryota; Viridiplantae; Streptophyta; Magnoliopsida; Fabales; Fabaceae.